Messenger RNA from Entamoeba dispar SAW760, 627 nucleotides. RefSeq lists its product as uncharacterized. Gene Ontology annotation, molecular function: GTP binding; GTPase activity. Lineage: Eukaryota; Evosea; Mastigamoebida; Endamoebidae. Bases 1 to 627 code for a protein of 208 amino acids. The record is from RefSeq and is a predicted model, not a curated record. The transcript has a single exon.
AUGGAAUAUAAUCAACAAUAUAAUUAUGAUUAUUUUCUUAAAGUCUCUAUUAUUGGUGAUAGAGGUUCUGGAAAAACAUGUCUUUGUGAUCGAAUUGUUAAUAAUCAAUUUAUUUCAAAAUAUCUCCCACCUAUUGGAAUUGAUUAUAAAACUAAAUUUUAUAUUAUUGAUAAUAAAAUAAUUAGAACUGCAUUCUGGGAAUUUUGUUAUUCUAAUAGGUAUUGUCCUAUUGGAGAUGAAUUAAAAGGUUCAACUUUAUUAUUACUCAUUUUUGAUAUGAGUAAUUCAGAUUCUUUUCAUUCAUUAAAAUACUAUUAUAAAAGAAUUUCUCAUCAAUUUCUUCUUCCUCCUCCUAUCUUUUGUAUUGGAACUAAAUCAGAUCUUCCUUCUACUAUAAGUGAACGUCAAAUUCUUAAACAACUUAAAAAAAUGAACUAUCCUCCUUUAUAUUAUUCUUCUUCUCUAACUGGUUCUGCUUGUAAUUCUAUCCAUUCUGAUAUCAUUACUAUCUUAUCUAAUAAAAUUAAUGAUAUAAUCAAACAACCUCCAUCUCAAGAUGAUUCUUUUUCAUUUCUAUAUCAAUCAAAUUCUCAUUCUCAUCCUUCUAAAAAAUGCUGUUUAUCUUAA